This is a messenger RNA of Jaminaea rosea, 1180 nucleotides long. RefSeq lists its product as hypothetical. The coding region runs from base 483 to 971 and encodes 162 amino acids. The transcript has a single exon. The record is from RefSeq and is a predicted model, not a curated record. Lineage: Eukaryota; Fungi; Basidiomycota; Exobasidiomycetes; Microstromatales.
UGGCCCAUUUUAUCCUCUUCCUCUGUUCUCCACGUCGCCCAUCAUCCUGACACUGCGCUCCCAAGUCGCAAGUCGCUGACCAUGGCCUCUUCGUCGUAUCUGCACGACUACUCUCACCUCUGGUCGCGGUCUCUGACACCACACUGGCCCUCUCCUCCCUCCCCACCACGACGGUCCGCAACCUCGUCGACGCAAGAUGCCCGACGUCAACAGCACGAGGCUGCCUUGCGCAACUUGGCGCAGGCGCAGGCUGUUCAUCGACAUGCUAGAGGGGAGCAUUUGCCUGCAAGAAGACGCGGAGGGACAGCAAGAAAGGAGAGAAUAAGGAUGGCGGAGCGCGAUGCAGAUUGGACCUGGAGUGGAGCAGGGGUAACGGAGCAGGAGGGGAGGGAGUUGAGCGAUGAGGAGGAGACUAGAAUGACUUGGGUGACUGCCUGCGGACAUCGAUAGACCACUCCUGACAGCGUGAAGACCUGACUGACAUGCUUCACCGCCCGCACCUGCAGCGUGAUAAUCUACUCUCCUAUGGACGCAACGACAUCGUCGUCCUUGGGCGAGGCCGUACCACAGCCGAAGAGCUGCGAGAUCAAGAAGAUCGAGAAGCUCUUGCUCAGACACACGCAGCCAACGCAGCUGCGAAUGGUCACAGCGGCAAUGCCUCUGUAUCAGGUGUAAGACCGGCGAACGGUAGGAGGACCAGCAGAGGUACGGCCACAACGACUACAGCUGCGGCUGCGAGACGAAGGGGAGGGGCAGGGGCGCGCGGUGCUGAUGGUGCUGGACAGCGGCGGGGGAGUGGACAAAGCGCAAACAGCGGGGACGGCGAUGCGUCUCCCACAGGCGCAGGCGCUGGUCCACCAGGUGGAGACCCGUACGCGGGCGAGUACACUCUCGAUGACGGGGAUGCGGGAGGCGCAGGCGGUGGUGGCGGGGGAGUGGACCUCGAUGCUGGAGUGGAGACAUUCGAUUGAUGUGGCCUGCGCUUGCGCCUUCGUAGGCUUCUAUUGCGCUGGAUAUUAGCUGGUGGCAAUCAUGGUCUAUCUACGACGUUCUGCUACGACUCGAAGGAGCUCUACUUCGUACGUGUAUCUAGCUCUUACUCUCUCUAUACCCCUCUAGUCAAUCAUCGCAAUUGCAUCACCCCCUGCCGCCCUCUCAAUCCACCAAUUGAAAGCUGAUU